Penicillium soppii is the source of this 1185-nucleotide messenger RNA. RefSeq names its product fungal specific transcription factor domain-containing protein. The coding region runs from base 1 to 1185 and encodes 394 amino acids. The record is from RefSeq and is a predicted model, not a curated record. The transcript has 2 exons. Lineage: Eukaryota; Fungi; Ascomycota; Eurotiomycetes; Eurotiales; Aspergillaceae.
AUGGCACGUGCAAUGCAAAUUCAUCGCUUGGAUACAGCUCACAGCCGGGAAGAGCGCAGGCUUAAGGGAUGCGAUUUUAUUGAGAUUGAAGUCCAGCGGCGAUUUUGGUGGCACAUGGUGGCAUCAGACUGGUUAUUAGCAUUUUCGGGAAGUGCCCAGGAAGGCGCUUAUAUCUUCCAACCAAAGCACAUGAAUGUGAACUUCCCGAGCAAUACUGAUGAUGAACUAUUACUGGCCACUGUUGUCCAGCAAGGCUUUCCAUUAUCAGUUCCCACCGCGUUCUCAGGGUCCAUCCAACGAAUUAAAAUGGCAACGCUCUGCCGUGAAGUAGUUGACGCGCUGCCUUCGAUUCUACUGGAUUCCCAGGAAGCGGAAUAUGAAGUCAUACUCGCGCUGGACAAGAAAUUCCAUGAAUUUAUCAAAGACAUUCCAGAUUUCUUCAAAAUGGAUGAAGAAAGCGUUCGAAAGAACCAGGCAAUAUGCAGCGAGCGACCUUAUAUCACUUGGCAGCGGCUCAACCUCCAUUUCAGCUUCCACACACGAUUGUGCCGAUUACAUCGGCCAUACCACUUGGAAGGUAUAACGAAUCCGAAAUAUGCCUAUUCGACCAGGGUAUGCAUACGCUCGGCGCAGACAGUCCUAGAGCUAAGAAAGGCAAUGGACGAGAUCGGUCCCGAGGCGGGAGGGUAUCCCGCGCGGUUCUGGAGAGUCGUGCAGCAUGUAUUUCUGGCAGCGCUUAUUUUAGCAACAGACGUCUCAUUCAACCCCGAAACACCGGACGCAGAGGCCCGCAAGGCAAAAGUACUCGCUGCAUACAAGAGUUUGGAGAAAUCGAAGCAGGAGUCUGGAACGCUCUUUGAGGGCGUACAAAGGAAUAUGCAAACUUUGUUGUCAACGCUCCAAAAGCAGAGACCGCAGGUACCUGUGGCGCCUAGCGAAACAGAGCUGCACGGUACAUUUGUGGGGUCUGAUGAAGUGGCCGGGACCAAUCACAAUGACAGUCGCAUGGACAUGCAGGGUGGAACCAUUGCGAGUGGAGAGUUGGAUGAAAUAAUAAUGGGGGAAGAAAACUGGGAGCAGCUGUGGUCAGAAUUUGUGGCCAUUGCACCAGAUCUAGAUGUUCCGCAGUGGAACUCCUUGCUGGAGGAUGUUGAUUUUGGCUCAGGCUGGCUGGAAAAUGUGUAA